AUGACUUUGUUGCCACCCACAUCAACUACACAACCGUCAUCCACAAGAACGGCGUCCUCCUCCCCUGGCACCGUCACUACAUCCACCUCUGGGAAACAGUCCUGCGCGAUGAGUGCGGGUACCAGGGUAGCGUUCCGUGCGUCUUCCUUCCACAUCUCCAGUCCAAAUACUAACAACGAGGAUAGCUACUGGGACUGGACCAAAACCCCAACCCUAUACGACAACCCGAUCUUCGCCCCCUCCUCAUCCGAAGACCCCAACAUCGACACCUCCCUCUCCGGCGACGGCACCUACGACGUAACCGAGCAACUACUCCGCGACCCCACCAUCCUCGGCUUCCCCGAAGGCCGCGGCGGCGGCUGCGUGACCGACGGCCCCUUUGUUGACUUCCCCGUACACAUGGGCCCAUUCAGCUUCCUGCAGGCGUUUCCGUACGCACCACUCCCGCCCAACGCCUACGAGUACAACCCGCGCUGCCUGCAGCGGAAUCUGCAGCCGGCUGUUCUGGCGAGCUAUAAUAAUGCGACGACUGUUGAUAUGUUGCUGAACGCGCCGGAUAUCGAUGGGUUCUUGGCUGUUCUUGACCCGAGUACGUCCGGGGUAAUGGGGGCGCAUGGCGGUGGGCAUGAUACCGUGGGACCGACCAUGGCGGAUGUGUUUGCGAGUCCGCAGGAUCCCGUGUUUAUGCUGCAUCAUGGGAUGGUGGAUCGGAUGUGGGCGCUUUGGCAGGGGAAUGGUGUUGACAGGGUGUUUGCUUUGAAUGGGACGGCUGUUAUCAAUAACCCGCCCGGGGAGCCGCUGGUUACGACGGAGACGGUUAUUGAGUUUGGGAUUUUGGAUCGGCCGAGGAAGAUUGGGGAGCUUAUGGAUGCUCAGUCUGCGGAGUAUUGUUAUCGGUAUGAUGCGUGA
Aspergillus calidoustus is the source of this 909-nucleotide messenger RNA. The record is from the annotation of a GenBank genome assembly. NCBI's taxonomy places the organism in Eukaryota, Fungi, Ascomycota, Eurotiomycetes, Eurotiales, Aspergillaceae.